Messenger RNA from Knipowitschia caucasica, 1095 nucleotides. The record is from the annotation of a GenBank genome assembly. Lineage: Eukaryota; Metazoa; Chordata; Actinopteri; Gobiiformes; Gobiidae.
AUGAGCACCGCACCGAUCCGUGUGGACGGAGUGACAAGUUCCCAGAAUGCAUUGCUGUACGAGACUGUGAACGUGGUGGAGGGGAAGUCCAUUCUGAGGGACAUGGUGUUCAGUCCGGACCAUCGCUUCAUCUACCUCCUCAGCGACAAACAGGUGACCCGUUUACCGGUGGAGUCCUGUGCCCAGUACGACGACUGCUCUGGGUGCCUGGGCUCCGGGGACCCUCACUGCGGCUGGUGCGUCCUCUUCAACAAAUGUUCUCGGAGAGAGUCAUGUGACAAGUUUGAGGAGCCGCAGCAUUUUAACACCAAACUGGACCAAUGUGUGGACGUCACGGUGUCUCCGAGCAACAUGUCGGUGACAUCACAGCCCACGCAGCUGACGAUCCGUGUGCAGAAUGUUCCAGCACUUUCAGGGGGCGUGUCCUGUGUGUUUGAUGACAUCACUGAAACACCUGGUGAUGUCACCGCUCGGCUCGUGACCUGCAUGUCUCCGUCUCUCAGGGACCUCUCCCAGCAACACGGAGAGAAGCGGGUGGUGAAGCUGAGUCUCAGAUCCACAGAAACCGGACUCAAAUUUAUCUCCACAGACUUUAUCUACUACAACUGCUCAGUCCUCAACUCAUGCACGUCGUGUGUGAGCAGUGAGUUUCCCUGUCACUGGUGUAAAUAUCGUCACAUCUGCACCAACAACCUCCAGGACUGCUCCUUCCAAGAGGGGCGUGUCAGCGGCAUGGAGGGCUGUCCACAGAUCCUUCCAGCGGGGGACAUCCUGGUCGCAGCUGGAAUGGUGCGUCCGAUCACGCUGAAGGCCCGGAACCUGCCGCAGCCUCAGUCCGGGCAGAAGAACUACGAGUGUGUGUUCCACAUCCAGGGCCGGGUCCAGAGGAUCCCUGCGGUGCGGUUCAACUCCUCCUGCAUCCAGUGCCAGAACACAUCGUCUUCGUCAGGAGAAUCUAAAGUGUGUGCAGAGAGGGAGGUCUGGGCUUUAUCCACCGCCCUCUUCUCUGCCCCGCCCCCUCAGUGUGUUAGCUUAAACAAGAUGCUAACACUACAGGGCCUCGUUCUCGGCUUUGGACUUUCAGUUUGGUUUUAG